UCGUCGGAGUAGAUAUGACCGACCUCGAGACAGCCUUGAUGAUGCUCCGUGAACAAAAACUCUCCAAGGAGAGUGAUGUCGGUAGCAGGCUCGGCUUGCUGAAACUCGAUGAUCCGGAUGAGAGUUCGGGUAGGUUAAGUCAUUUGUUGCCCCAGUAG
This is a messenger RNA of Dibothriocephalus latus, 158 nucleotides long. The record is from the annotation of a GenBank genome assembly. Lineage: Eukaryota; Metazoa; Platyhelminthes; Cestoda; Diphyllobothriidea; Diphyllobothriidae.